Messenger RNA from Nematostella vectensis (starlet sea anemone), 1532 nucleotides. RefSeq names its product secretory phospholipase A2 receptor. The transcript has 4 exons. The record is from RefSeq and is a predicted model, not a curated record. NCBI's taxonomy places the organism in Eukaryota, Metazoa, Cnidaria, Anthozoa, Actiniaria, Edwardsiidae. The coding region runs from base 753 to 1346 and encodes 197 amino acids.
UCUCAGGGUAGGGAUAAGAAAAACCGACACUCGUAAAUAUUAAUAGAUACAGAUAAGUCUCAGGGAGAUAUUGGUUGCUGAUUUCUCAAAGAUAAGGUGGUGAAUACCCGGUAUUAUUUUUUGGCUACGAUGGUAGGCGCACUCUGAUUGGAUAAGCGGGCGAGAAUCCUACGAUAUUGCCCGCGGGCAGUUUCGGAAAUUUUCCCGCCGCGGUCUCUUUUUACAAGCUAAAUCGACCAAAAAAAAUAACGGAUCUUAGGAGUUUAAUUAUCGUGGCGGCUUACAUAUUCUAAAGUCCUCCCGCGCAAUGGGAUGGCGUACUCAAAGAUGCGCUUUCAGCAGCGAAAGUUAGAGACCUUGAGAGUGCUCGUUUACAAUGCCGCUCGUAUGCAACGAAGUUUACUCGUAAGUAGGCAAAAGAAAGUCUCCACUUUGCUAUUACAAUUUUGAUGUGCUACAUCUCAACUAAUUCAAGAAAGUGUAGAGUCCUAUUAUUUACAACACGGAUUAUCAUAACAAAAUAGCUUUCUUGUGGCUUCCUUUCGGAAUCGAACAGAUUCUUGUAAAUGGUAACAAGGCGGCUUCGUGUCACCGCCCAACAAUAAGACCACCUGUGAAAACGCGAACUACAUUCACACAUCCGCGCGAAAAAAAAAUCACAACAGGGCUGUCCGAACCGUCAUAGAUGUACUACAAAACUACAAAUAACUGAACUUCGUCACAAAUGCUUCUAGCUGAGUGGUUUAGUAAAAAUGGUGCCUUAUAAGCACUUGUGGGUCUUAGUGGUGAUACUGUGCUGUGAUUUGCUGAGUCAAGCGAAGGCACUGGCGAUAAGAGUCAAAAGGUUCGACAACACAGGACCGGUAAGCUGUGUCAACCUCAACUUUAUCAAUAAACUCGACAAACCGUUCAGGCUCUGGAAAACAGUAUCCGAACAAGAGUUUAAAGGGUUCAUUGUAAAAGGCAAGUCCCUUGAACUCAAAACCUUAGUCAGCAAGCGCAUGCGCGGAAAGCCUGUGAAAUACAGCGCUGUUCCACUUGAUGACAGCUCGCGGGCUCAGCUGCUGCUAAAUGGCGAAGAUUCCUUGGCCGUUCUGCCAUUCGAUUGUGCAGACAACUUCGUCAACGUAGAAGUUACAUACAAAUCAGGAACGGGAAAAUAUGACAACAGCUAUAUGGGUUGUCUAGAGACAGUUGGAGGAAACUCAAAGGGCAAGUGCUGUAGCUUUCCGUUCAUCUACAAGGACACCUUAUACAACCACUGCACCAUGAAAGACAGCCCGGCCCUGUGGUGCGCGACACGGCUGAGCUACGACACGCAUAAAGAAUGGGGUUUUUGUAAAUAGGACACAUAAGAACUAAGUAAUAACAGGUUGGGCUGUGACAAGCAUGAACAGAUAAAGAAUGGGAAUUCGGUAAAUUGGGACAGAAACGCAAAACAAAUAAUAAAAUACGUGAAACUCCAAAAUGUUCGGUAAAAUUUAAUCCAUCACGAUCAAAAACCCCCCAAAACAUUAAAUAUCAAAGCUGGA